AUGAUGAACCCAGAACAGGAAAAUCAAACGUCCAUCACAGAAUUCAACCUCCUGGGAUUCAGCACUCUCCCUGAACUGCAAAUCCUUCUUUUCCUGCUGUUUCUAGUGAUCUACAUUGCAACCAUGGCCGGGAACAUCCUCAUCGCAGUACUUGUUGUGACUGUUCAGCACCUUCACACCCCGAUGUACUUCUUUCUAGGAAACUUGUCCUGCUUGGAGACCUGCUACACUUCAAUCAUCAUGCCCAGCUUUCUGGUCAGUCUCCUGACUGCCCUGAUAAAGCUUUCCUGCAAUGAUCCUCAGCUGAUGGAAAUCUUGCUUUUCACACUAUGCUUGAUUUUCUUAGUGGUCCCAUUCCUACUUACCUUGAUGUCCUACAUCUGCAUCAUUGUGACCAUCCUAAGAAUCCCUUCCACCACGGGGAGGAAAAAGGCCUUUUCCACCUGCUCCUCCCACCUCAUUGUGGUUUCCAUUUUUUAUGGAACUCUAUUGAUUGUCUAUAUGUUCCCAACAACCAACACACUGAGAGACUUCAAGAAAGUUCUCUCUGUCGUCUACACUGUCCUGACUCCUCUGGUCAAUCCCCUGAUCUACAGCCUGAGAAACAAAGAGGUCAAGGAGGCUCUGAGGAAAGCUAGCAGGAAGUUCAUGUUUGGAUGA
Molecule: messenger RNA, 660 nt
Organism: Gopherus flavomarginatus (Mexican gopher tortoise)
Lineage: Eukaryota; Metazoa; Chordata; Testudines; Testudinidae
Product: olfactory receptor 10A3-like
Exons: 2
Coding region: 1-660 (219 amino acids)
Biological process (GO): G protein-coupled receptor signaling pathway
Cellular component (GO): membrane
Molecular function (GO): olfactory receptor activity; G protein-coupled receptor activity
Source: RefSeq, a predicted model, not a curated record